AUUUUCUGUUUUUUUUUUUUUUUUUCCCCUCUGUCCUUUCUCGCUCAGGCCCUAUGCUUGAAAAGAUGGAAAAGUGUGGAAGACAGGAGGACCUUAUGCAGUUUAUUCACCAGGAUAAGGUUCAGUAUGACAUCAACAAAUUUGACGAUCGGAUGGAGAACCUUCGCCGCAUCCGCGAGACGCGAGAGCGGCAAGAGGAGGAAGCCAUGUGGGAGUGUCUCACAAAAGUGCAGUGGGAAAAGGAAGCUGCAGCUAAGGCUGCAGCUGAUAAUGAGAAAAUAGCAGCAGCUCUCGCGGAGAAAGAAAAGGAGAAGGAGAGAAAGGAACAACUACUACUACGGAUACGGGACGAAAGUGAAGAGAUAAGAUCUCUCCUGGAGAGGCUCAGGGCUGCACAGAUGAACAAGGAGCGAGCGCUACAGACAGAAGAAAAGCGGCUUUUACUGAAGCAAGAGGAAGAGGUUAUGGCCGCGUAUGAUAACAUGAUGAAGGAGGAACAAGAACGAGCAGAGAGAUUGCACAAGGAGAAAGAGCUGCAGCGUCGACUAAGCAAUAUUGCAGUGCGGCGCCAGCAGGAAGAGCAGAUGGAGGAGAGAGUAAAGAGGCAAAAAGAGACACAGGAGGAGCACGAACGAGAGCGUAAAGCUGUGGAAGAGAUCGUUGCUCAGGUCGAGAUGGAGGAGAGGAUGGAAUACCAGAGAAAGAGGGAGAAACAGGAGGAGGUGCGAAAGUUCAUUGAGUUUUACCUGGAGCAGCGUGAGGCACGACGAGAAGCAGAGGCAAGGAGGAUGAAGGAAGAGGAGGACCAGAUUGCAGAAUACAACGCGUUGCUUGAUAAACGACUUGAGGCACAAAAGGUCAAGAGGAGGGAAAGGACAGCGGAGCAAGAAAAGGUACAAGCCAUAAUCUCUGCGAUCAAAGAAGCAGAGGAGCGCAAGAGAACUGCCUUUGCAUGCCAUCCCGCUUGCUCCCCAUGUCGUUCUUUCCUGCUGGUGUGAUGCAGUGUUGUUUGGUUGCAUUGUUGGUAUUGCCGUGUACUUCGCUGCAUCGUUGCU
Chara braunii is the source of this 1055-nucleotide messenger RNA. The record is from the annotation of a GenBank genome assembly. NCBI's taxonomy places the organism in Eukaryota, Viridiplantae, Streptophyta, Charophyceae, Charales, Characeae.